UGAGCGGCACUGUCAGUUCAUCGCGGUUCGGUGCGCGGGUGGAAAAGAAGUUACUCACCGUCAAAAUGAAAGGUGUUAUCGCAUUUGUGCUUGGCUUAUCCGUUGCAAGCUGCGCUGUCUUGAAGUUUGAUGAAUACAAGCAACAGUGGCAGGCUUGGAAAACUUUCCACGGCAAGCAGUACGAAACAGACACCGAAGAAGAGGCUCGUUAUGCAAUUUGGAGAGAUAACUUGAGGAAAAUUCAACAACACAACUCCGAAGGACACUCGUACACCCUGGCUAUGAACCAGUUCGGUGAUCUGACAGUCGAUGAAUAUCGCUUCUUCUUCCUGGGACUUCGUGCUCACUUCUCCAACGAAACAGAACGAGAAGGGUCUCACUUCCUUCCUCCCAGUGGAGUAACUCUACCUGAUACUGUUGACUGGAGAACCAAGGGAUACGUAACUCCUGUAAAGAAUCAGGGCCAGUGUGGUUCUUGCUGGGCGUUCAGUGCUACCGGAUCACUGGAAGGACAGCACUUCAAGAAAACAGGAAAACUCGUUUCACUUAGUGAACAGAAUCUGGUCGACUGCUCCAGGAAAUAUGGAAAUUUUGGCUGUGAGGGUGGACUCAUGGAUUAUGCAUUUAAGUACAUCAAAGCCAAUAAAGGUCUUGACACCGAGGUCAGCUACCCAUACAAAGCUAGAGACGGGAGUUGCCAUUUCAAAAGCGCUGAUGUUGGUGCUACUGACACUGGUUUCAUGGAUAUCCAAAGUGGAAGCGAAUCUGCCCUUAAGUCUGCUGUAGCCACUGUCGGCCCAAUAUCUGUUGCCAUUGAUGCUUCCCACGAGUCAUUCCAAUUUUAUCACAAAGGAGUCUACAAUGAACCUGCCUGCAGUAGCACUCAACUGGAUCAUGGUGUCCUUGCUGUUGGGUAUGGAACCUACCAAGGCAAAGACUACUGGCUGGUCAAGAACUCCUGGGGGACUAGCUGGGGAAUGCAGGGUUACGUUAUGAUGACCAGAAACAAAAACAACCAGUGCGGAAUUGCCACAGAUGCUAGCUAUCCACUAGUCUAAGACACCUUAUUGUGCAAUAGGGCUAAAUUCCUUUGCUCACCAGAUUGAUACAAUGUGUUUUAUUCAUUAAGUAGACUGUAUAGUAAAAGAGUCAUUUAUAUUUGUAGGAUAGGAUGAAAAUAACGGACAUAGAGAAGGGAAGGAGCGAGUUCUCUCCACUCGUUUCAAUUUUCUUUCUGAAAGUAUUUUUAUUAGGAAGCGCUCUGAUUUACUACUCGGAAUCUUUGAGGUUUUGUUUUACUUUUGCAUUGUUAUUUUCAAGAUGGGAUCAAUCCCUCUUUUUACUUUCUUUAUUUCUUUUGAUAGGACAUUCAAUUAGGAUUCUUUAGAUUCUUACGACUCCUGUUUAAUCUUACACAGUCUGUAUUUUCGUAGCUUAUUUUUCCUCAUCUUCUUCUGUCGCUUUUGAUGUUUUUGCUGGUUUAUUGUAUUUAAGCUGGUGAAAUAAAGGGAUAGAUUUUAUUGUA
Messenger RNA from Orbicella faveolata, 1525 nucleotides. RefSeq names its product cathepsin L-like peptidase. The record is from RefSeq and is a predicted model, not a curated record. Gene Ontology annotation, molecular function: cysteine-type peptidase activity. NCBI's taxonomy places the organism in Eukaryota, Metazoa, Cnidaria, Anthozoa, Scleractinia, Merulinidae. Gene Ontology annotation, biological process: proteolysis.